Molecule: messenger RNA, 428 nt
Organism: Panicum virgatum (switchgrass)
Lineage: Eukaryota; Viridiplantae; Streptophyta; Magnoliopsida; Poales; Poaceae
Product: elongation factor 2-like
Exons: 1
Biological process (GO): translational elongation
Cellular component (GO): ribonucleoprotein complex; cytosol
Molecular function (GO): ribosome binding; GTPase activity; translation elongation factor activity
Source: RefSeq, a predicted model, not a curated record
CUCAUACUAAAUCAGCAACAGCCACUAGUUACCAGGCAGUCAGUAGUAUUGUCCCCAAGGCUGCUGGAGCCAGUGUACCUUGUGGAGAUCCAGGCUCCUGAGAAUGCACUUGGUGGUAUCUAUGGUGUUCUGAACCAGAAGAGAGGGCACGUGUUUGAGGAGAUGCAGAGGCCGGGUACCCCGCUCUACAACAUCAAGGCUUACCUCCCUGUCAUUGAGUCCUUUGGGUUCUCCAGCCAGCUGAGGGCUGCAACCUCUGGUCAGGCAUUCCCUCAGUGUGUGUUUGACCACUGGGAUAUGAUGGGCUCUGAUCCUUUGGAGGCUGGCUCCCAGGCUGCUCAGCUGGUGUUGGACAUCCGCAAGAGGAAGGGUCUCAAGGAACAGAUGAACCCGCUUUCUGAGUACGAGGACAAGCUCUAAAUUUUUGC